AUAUAAUCGCGAACACACAUUUAUAUGCAGUCGCUUCACCGUAAGCGUCAGCUAGGCGCUAUUUUUUUUUAUUGCAAAAAUGUGUUUAACGACUAUAAAUAAUUCAAGAAUGCGUUGAGGUAGUGGAUAUUCCGUGUGUUAAUCGUAACCUUCUUAACGAUCAAAAAGAAACUAAAAUUUUCGCGUGUUACGCAGGCAUAAGCGCGCCCACGUACCGAUUUUUUUUAUUAUUAUUCCACAUAGUUAUAAGAGGUAGUAAAUUUUCUCUCCAGGUUUCAUGGACGGUGAGUGAAAGAAAGAGAGAGGAAAGAAAGAGCCUGAAAAUGAGAGUGAUAGAAAGGGAGAAGAAAAAGGCGCAUGUGAUUUGUGCCUGAGUGGGUGUCCCUUUUUUUUCAUCACCAAUACCGUCCAAGAGACGCGAGAGUGGAGAGCACUAAAGUUGAGUUACGAAAUGGCUCUUGACAGUCGUCAAUUAUCGUAUCAGUGGUUGUGACCACCAAAUUUUAUUUUUCGUUCCCGUAGCAAUUAAAGCAUAACUAGGAUCAAUGCUUUAACUAUCGGUUCAAUCUUCAUUUUAGUCUACAAUUUUUCAACGAGAUUCUCAGAAAAAAUAAAAGCUUCAUAAUCCCGUGAGGUGUAUAACACGAGAGAUUGUUCUCGCAGCCUCGGUGACCAGUGAAAGUUUUAUAGUACUCCGCAAAGUGUUUCAAUUCGAGUCAUUUUACACCCUGUAAAUUUUUUUACAUAAUUGUUGUCAGUUGACCUUCAAUUUAAACUUUAAAUCUUGUGUAACGUUACUCUCGAACCGUUCUUUCAUGGGAGUAUCUUAAAAGUGCGAAAAAAAAUUCCGGUUAAUCGCUAAAUAUCGGACUAUACGGAUGAACGUGCCUAUUUCUUCCUGUAUAAUUUAAAUGUGAUUGAAGAAAGACGAAAUAAAAAUUAGGUGCUUGUUUCCUGGCACCAAAGCACAUAAAGCAUCAAAAUCGAAAUGCUCCUGAAGCAGGUGUCAACCAUCAGUUUUCGUGAAUGGUGUCAAAUUUGAUUUUUUGAAUUGUUCGGAAAGAAUAUCCUGGAAAAGAAGGAGUUGAUGAAUUUUGUGCCAAAUUCGAAAAGUUUGUGAUAAAAAUAUCUAAACAGCAAAAUAUCUAUAGCAAUUGCUGCAAAGUUGGAGGAGACAAAAAUCACCGAAAUCGUUGAGUUACGACGUAUCAUGAAUCUUGUUAUGAGAGAAUUGGGGAGAACUGCAACAAAAAAAGCAGUAUCAAGCUCGCUUGAGGCUGAGAAAAAAGGGAGAAAGUCGGGGGUAAAAAAGUAGCCACUGUCGGAGUUACUCUUGUCUUGGACGUAGAGAAACGAGAGAAUAACUAUUUUGAGAAUGCCCCGCUCCACAUUAUUCUUUGGCGCAUAAGCCAAAAUAUCCUCUCACAUGAGCUUGAACGAUUAGCGCUAUUACGCAAUCGAUGCACCUGCCGCAUUGGCAGAAACCAACGUUUUUUGAAGGAACUUCCGGAAAAAUGACAGAAGCUCAAUGUGGUCCACGUGGCAGGGAGGUGGUGUCGCGAGGGUGGCUGAAUCGGCUACGUAUACUUGACAUGAUCGAGAGUGUAUCGAGACGAGCGCUGAGUGGCUCCAGUGGGAGCUACCACGUUCGUGGAGCCGAGCUGGCGCGCGAUCGGAGAUUGAAAUCGCUAUCAGCGACAGUUGUAUUUCUUGAUGACACUCAGCACACGUUCCAAUUGGAUAAAAGAGCAAAAGGCCAAGUUUUAUUGGACCUCGUCUUCCAACAUCUGGAGCUUAUAGAAAAGGAUUAUUUUGGGUUGCAAUAUGCUGAAAACGGUAGUACAACAUCUACGUGUCCAAAUCCAGAUGUCAUGCGCUGGUUGGACCCUGCGAAACCUGUUAAGAAACAAAUAAGAAGUAAGGGUGGUCAAUUUUUCUUUCGCGUUAAAUUUUACGUUUCGGAUCCGAGCAAACUGCAAGAGGAAUACACGAGGUAUCAAUUCUAUCUUCAAAUACGAAGGGACAUAUUGCAAGGACGGCUUCAACUGCCACCGAGCACAGCUUGUCUUAUAGCCAGCUACACGGUUCAGUCGGAAUUGGGGGAUUAUCAUCCGGAGGAACAUGGACCAGGAUAUCUCUCAAGGCUGCAGCUUAUUCCCGGUCAAACGGAAGAAAUGGAGAAAAAGAUAUCGGAACUUCACAAACUGCACAAAGGUCAGUUGCCUGCGGAUGCUGAAUACAAUUUUCUGGACCAUGCGAAACGGCUCGAGAUGUACGGCGUUGAGUUACAUAAGGCAAGGGAUUCCACAAAUAAGGAAAUUCAGUUGGGAGUCACGUCCAUUGGUCUCGUAGUAUUCCAAAACAACAUUCGUAUCAACGUAUUCUCGUGGUCAAAAAUCGUCAAAAUAUCCUUUAAACGGAAGCAGUUCUUUAUUCAACUCCGACGUGAACAGUCCGAAAACUACGACACUCUUCUUGGUUUCAACAUGCAGACUUAUCGCAGCUCAAAAAAUUUGUGGAAAGCUUGCGUGGAGCAUCACACAUUUUUCAGGCUACACAGUCCGAAAAUGCGUCCACGACGUUUCCCCCUGACGCUCAGUAGUCGUUUUACGUACAGCGGGAGGACUGAAUUUCAGACCGUUGAGGACGGGAAGCAUCGAGCUCGAGUGGAAAGAACUUUCAUCAGUUCGUCUUUCGGCAGAUCGCCGAGCAAACGUCUCGUGCACGGUGUUAAUCAAGGUCCGGUGGUCGAAGAAAAGGGAAAACUUUCGAUGCCACCUGGACGACCGCCACGGCCCUAUGACAACAAAGUACAAUCAUUGGGAUCGCGGGAGCCGCGACAAGCCUGGGGAGAAGGAAACCCGAGUGACGAUGAGGGUGGUUUUGUGUCCCUCAGAGACGAGAUAACAGGAUCGCACACACAAGUGGGGGGCGGCGGUGCUUUCUCACCUGUCCUCGGAUCUCGUAUACUCAGCUACGUCGACGACGAUACCACCACUGAGAGGAACAAUUACGAAAUUCCGGACUACAGCGAACCAACGAGCUCGCCUGCACCGCAGAUACCUGAGGACGGUUUUGUGACGAUACGAUUAACGCCGGACGAACAAGGCCGCUUUGGAUUCAACGUGAAAGGGGGACAGGACCUUGUUAUGCCCAUCUUGGUUUCUCGCGUAGCUCCAAACACACCAGCCGAUCGUUGCUAUCCCAAGUUAAACGAAGGCGAUCAGGUCGUUUACAUCAAUGGGAUCGACGUCAAUGGGAUGCGUCACGAGCACGUUGUCGAUCUGAUAAGACAAUCGCGAGACACAGGCGACGGUGAGCUCACUCUGACCGUCAGACCCAACGCACUGGCUGGCACCGACGAAACCUCCGAAGAGGAGCCUCCCUACAGGUACGUCCCGGACGCACCUCACGCGGCCGUAGGCUCCGAUGCUCUGGCACAAUCGAUGCUCCUGCUUGCGGAUGGUCUCGCAAGCGGAGCUCUGAUCGCACAGUACGAGCAACUUUAUCGGAAGAAUCCCGAAUUGACUUCUCUCGAGUCGAAAAAAUCCGAGAAUCAGAACAAAAAUCGGUAUCGCGACAUUUCACCUUAUGACGUCACACGAGUCAUUCUCAUGGGCUGUUCGAACGGAGACUACAUAAACGCGAAUUACGUAAAUAUGGAGAUACCAGGCUCAGGAAUAAUCAAUCGUUAUAUAGCGACGCAAGGUCCACUUUCGUCGACCGUUGCUGAUUUCUGGCAAAUGGUACUCGAGGCUGGAAGUACAUUGGUCGUCAUGCUUACGACCCUCGUUGAACGUGGGCGUACAAAGUGUCAUCAGUACUGGCCAGCCCUCAACGAAACUCUCACCCUUCGGAACCUCACACUAACUUCCACGUCGGAAAAGAUUGAAGAUACAUUCGUGUUCCGUGAAUUUAUACUUCGCGAUAUAAACACCGCCGAAGAAAGGGACAUAACACACAUGCAAUAUUGCGGCUGGCCGGAUCAUGGGGUACCCAGCGAUUGGCGACAAUUCACAACGUUUACAGAACGCGUAAGAGCCGCUCGGACUGGUAUAGUCGAACCCGCUGUAGUUCAUUGUUCAGCUGGGAUUGGACGAACCGGUGUACUCGUUCUGAUGGAGACUGCUCUUUGUCUUAUCGAGGCUAAUCAACCGGUGUAUCCAUUGGAUAUUGUACGAUCGAUGAGGGAUCAACGAGCGAUGAUGAUACAGAAUGCUAGUCAGUACAAGUUCGUGUGCGACGCAGUCCACAAGGCGUACACCGAAGGAAUCGCGAAGCCGCUUCUCGAGUUCAGCAGGUGAGAGGCACCGCAUCGCCUUGAUUGAAUGAUGGAGUAAAAGGAAAAAAGAGUACAGUUGAGAGCAGCAGAAGCAAAUGUAAAAUCACGUAAAUAUUUUACGUGUUCCGGGUGAGAAGAGAAAACGAUGAAUCGUAGGUUCAAAUGAUCAGGGCAUCGUCCGUUUUUAUACCCCGCUAAAUUCAUAUAGAUUAUGACAAAAGAUAGCGAGAAAUAUAUAUAUAUCUAUUAUAUAUGUAAAUAUAGUUUAGGAAACGGACGUCGUCCGUGAGAUUACAGUCCCAACGUGUAGUUUUUUAUAAUCUCGACAAUAACACGUUUGUUAUUCGAUUAAAUAAUAACAUUAAAUAUUCAAAUAUUUAGGCGAAUAGAAGACUAAUUACCAUGAGUAUAUAUUCCAAUCUUCCAACGUAACGAUCAAUAUUUGGAAGGAGGUAAGAGGAGGAGAGAUCUUAACGAUUUUAUUGAGCGCGAUUAGAGCGGAAACUACUAUUACGAGAGCAAAAGAAGACCGCCGGAUACCGGAAAAAGCGGCAUAGUUCUCCAUUGCAAAAUCAUAAUCUGCUCAUCCGAGAUAUUUCGUCAUCGACGCUCAGUCUCCAGAAAAAUCGUACGAAUUAUUUAAUAUGUGAAUUUGAGGACCACGUGGAAAUAGGAAAAGAUGAAAAGUAAAAAAAACAUUACGUCAAGUGCCAACGCUAAGUAAGGAAGCUAAGAAGCGUGAAUAAACGAUAGAAUUUUAUUUUACUUGCAAUUCUGGACCGUACAUGAUCGAAGGAUGUCAUUUAAUUAGGCAUCAUGAUAGUGAAAUGAGAUUUCCAUUCGUUCGACAUUUUUUAUCCGUGCUACUUUAUUUUACACAAUAACACUCAAUCAUUAUUCGCUCUUGGCAUAUAACGACAAAUGUGUGAUGAUUAAAAAAAUUCGUUGGGGAAUUUUUUCGACCGGAGCAAUAUUCGACGAAGCAAGUUUUCGUUUUAAAGUCAAUUGAAAGUGAAAAUAAACAAGUGUUUUUGACAGAUCCUUAAAACGUCAAUAUCGCGAUGAUAUAGAGCGCGUAACUGCUCAAUUUCAUUUGUUGUGUCAAACAAAAUCGAAGCAAGGUCUAAAGAGUCGAUACGCGUAUAACAUAAAGUAAAAAAAAAAUAAAAUUUUGUCAUUAACUAAAAACAAAAUGUUGAAUUUUUAAUGACGUCAAAUGAAAAUUCAAAAAAAUCUAAUUUUACUGUGAAGAAAAAGGGUUUAUGUUCAGUCGUUGUAGGCUCCUGCGAACCCUUGAAAAAACGUUUACGUACACUGUCAAAAGUAUCGUUAUACUUUGGCGUUAGAGAUUUGUCGUGUGAAACUUGUUUAGUGAGUGCUGGUUGUGUAUUCGUGAUUGUGUCCUGUCCGAAAUUUUGUAUAUAUUUGAAUAAUUAUAUUAACCAGCGUAAAUAGAAAUCGUAAAUCGAUUCUCAUUAAAAGGAAAUAAAUAAAAAAAAAAGAAAGGAAAAGCAAGAAAAUAAGGAGAAACGCUGAAACCAGCGGAUCUCUAACGCAACGCUACGGAAACUCAAAAGCAGCUGACAAAAUUCUGGCAGUUUAUAAACACGGUGUAUAUUUUUCUACCAUUAUUUAUAAGCCCGAAAAAAAACCUCUUAUUUAUGUGUCCCUUCCAGACGAAAAGUAGAGCGAUAAAGAAACAAAAACGAAAUAAUGAAAUAGCAAUUGUAAAUAAUUAUUACGAAAAAGAAUAUUAAUAAUAAUCAUCAUACUUUUAAUAAUUCGCGGCUCGAGAAACAUCAAAGAAUCAUCACGUAUUCUUUCUCGUUAUAUCGCCGUCUUCCGAAUAUCCAUCCAGCCGGUAGAGUGAAUAAAUCAGUGGUUCCUUAGGAAACGAACGAAGAAAAUGAAAACAAAGUUACGUAAUGUAAUAGCGUUAGCGAGAACGAUUAACGAUAAUUUAACAAAGACGAGAUAAUGUCGAUUGCCAUAAUAGUUGAGACGAGUCUUGAUUGGUGAUAGAGAUUACAGGAAGAAACAACUAAAAGAGAGAGAGAGAGAGUGAAAGAGAGUCCGGCAGCUGUAUCUAGUCUCGUUAUUCAUUUGUACUUUUCAACUGUCCAAUAAAUAAAACGAUGAUUUUAUAUUAAAA
Molecule: messenger RNA, 6434 nt
Organism: Venturia canescens
Lineage: Eukaryota; Metazoa; Arthropoda; Insecta; Hymenoptera; Ichneumonidae
Gene: Ptpmeg
Product: protein tyrosine phosphatase Meg
Exons: 18
Coding region: 1461-4304 (947 amino acids)
Biological process (GO): protein dephosphorylation
Cellular component (GO): cytoskeleton
Molecular function (GO): protein binding; protein tyrosine phosphatase activity
Source: RefSeq, a predicted model, not a curated record